CAGUGCUCACUGUCUUACCACCCAGCACAAAGAAUCUGAGGUUGAGUGAUUAAAAGAAUAGAACUAUGUCUAAAGUGGUCACACUCUUCACUUUGGCUCUUCUAUUAAGCUUCAAUUUAAUCCAUGCCUCUCGUCCUAAUCCUUCACUUAACGUUGUCUCUUCUUCGCAUGAGGAUGUUGCAGCUACAAAGGAAGAGAUAGAUGAAGAGAGUUGUGAAGAAGGCACAGAAGAAUGUUUGAUAAGAAGGACGCUAGCUGCACAUGUCGAUUAUAUCUACACUCAAAAGCAUAAACCCAAACCUUAAUGGCAUCAUCGCAGGACCUUCUUCGGGGACCAAAUAUAGCAAUACAUUAUAUAAAUCAAUAUACCAUACGUAUAUAUGUGUACUUAUUUCAUAAAUAAAUAUAUGCUUUGUGGUUGAAUUUUUGGUUAGUUUUCUCCUUUGGCCUUGGUUGAAUUUUGUGUAAUUUGCAUACGUUGGUCCUUCUCCUAAUUUUUAUUCCAUGAGAGGGUGUGAUAAAAUGAAGGUUAAAUUAAUUUA
Molecule: messenger RNA, 542 nt
Organism: Glycine soja
Lineage: Eukaryota; Viridiplantae; Streptophyta; Magnoliopsida; Fabales; Fabaceae
Product: phytosulfokines-like
Exons: 2
Coding region: 66-305 (79 amino acids)
Biological process (GO): cell population proliferation
Cellular component (GO): extracellular region
Molecular function (GO): growth factor activity
Source: RefSeq, a predicted model, not a curated record